Penicillium roqueforti is the source of this 3192-nucleotide messenger RNA. Its product is annotated as FAR11/STRIP family protein. NCBI's taxonomy places the organism in Eukaryota, Fungi, Ascomycota, Eurotiomycetes, Eurotiales, Aspergillaceae. Gene Ontology annotation, biological process: cytoskeleton organization. The transcript is spliced from 5 exons. Gene Ontology annotation, cellular component: cytosol. The coding region runs from base 1 to 3192 and encodes 1063 amino acids. The record is from RefSeq and is a predicted model, not a curated record.
AUGGACGCGCCUUCAGAUCCACCCGAAUCCACUAUGCAGGAGCAUCAUAUUGUCAAGGCGGAUGAGGUCGACCAAACUGGGACCGAUAUCUCGCCAGUUUCAGACGACCAACUCUUGGAGGAGGUCGCUGAGGGGCUCCGCCAGGAACAGGCCUCGCAAGCCGCACCCGCUCCUGAGACGGAGUUCUCUGCGCCCGAAAAAUUUAUGAAACGACCUGAACUUCGUCGUGAAGGCUCUGCUCCACCUCCUCCGAUGCAGCCGCCCCCUCCAGCUCCCGUUCAGGAGACCACGGACCGGGGUGCGAGCUCUCUGAGCUUAUCGGAGUUGCGGAAGCUUGUGGGUGAAAUGCCCAAGAUCGAGCAACCAGCCUAUGCUUUUGAAUAUGCCGAUGCACAAUCUUUCCCCGAUGAGCUCGACGAGUGGUUCCAGUAUAACGCCUUUGAUCGUGUCAUGUUGAUGGGCAUGAAAGGGACUUUUAACAAGAAAUGGCCUACCUUUUGCCAGCGACGCCAGCGAGACACGCCCGGGGUGCCUUGGCUUGAGGCCUCUAAAGACUUACGUCGUUCGUUUAUUACUCGGAUGCUCGAGGAUCUGAAGCUUUCUGAAGUCUCCGCGCGAUUGGAGGCCCUUGAAACCAUUUGCUAUGUGGUCACUGGUGUAUGGGGUAUUAGCGGUGGGAGAGUGGCACCCGACUAUCCUUCUGAUCUAAAUCCCGAGUCAGCAGCCGAAACGCCACUGCUAAAGUCAAUGCAGAUUCAGUGCAUCGAACAGAAUGUUUCCCUUCUCGAGGAAUGCUCGGGCGUUACUGCAUUGGUACAGUACAUGUGUCGCCUUUUUGAUAAGACCCGCUCAGCACUCGGAUCUGACACUAGUGACAUUGAUUACGAGCGAAUUAACCCUGGCGAUAUUGCGGCCCCGGAGCGUGAGGCCAACUUGGUCCUCACAAGCUUAUACUUCGCCGUAGAAGUAGGUCGCAGGCAACAGGCGCGCGACCCUCAGUGCAGCUCAAUCCGCGAUGCACUGACCAGCUCCAAUCCCAAUCUAUUGGUCUCUAUUGUUGAAAUUAUCGCUCGACUGCGCUGGGACGAAUCUGCCAAUAUUCCGCUGACCAGGAUCCUGCUGUUGUUGUGGAAGUCGCUGCUUCUCGUCUUUGGCGGUAUCGAAGAUUUAAAGCGCGCAAAGGAAGUACUAGAGCCUGAUGUUUUCUCUGAGAAGGAUGAUGCCAAACGCAGGACACCAUUCUUAUACGCCUCCCCUCUGGACUAUCAUCUCUUCCGCCAGGAAAUCACUUCCAAAUACCCAGCUUACAACCCUCCGCCACUUGUCGUUCCGCUAGAACUAGAGAACAAUUCUAUUCUACCCCCUCUUCCACACAAUGCAGCCAAGAUGAACUCGUCCAGUGGUAUCUUUUGUGGUGUUGCCCCCUCGAUUUCCGGUGGAAAUGGCUCUAUCCUUCAACAGGCCGUUCAUAUUGCAACCCCGGCGCCGUCCCCACCGCCAUCUCCCGCUGGACCAGGAGGGAAAGCUGGGAAGAAACAGAACUAUCAGACCAACCAGAAUUUCCCCUUCAUGUACCCUCCUCUGGAUGAUUCUAGCAACAGCAUUGGCGGGAAGGGCACAACGCAACGCCAGGAUGCCUUGGUUGGAAAGAAAUGGGAAGGCAGUGAUGUUCCUGCGUCAAUUAUUGAAGCCGGAAAGCUUUUCUCGACCCAUGUGAAAAUGACUCGUGCGAUGCGACAGCUUUGGCAGGAGCGUGAACACUUUAUGCAGUACGACCGUGGCUGGAAUUCCGAGGACGCUGCUCACUUCCCUGACAACAUUUCGGAUGAUUUGCCAGAUGACUUCGAACAUCUAGAUUUGUUAGGUGACGAGGAGAAUUUGGGUGACGAGGAGAAGACCGAGCCUAAACCGAAGCCAGCAGAGAAGGAGACAGAUGAUCCUGAUAUCCAGCGGCGCCUGGAUGCGGUUGACUCGUUUUAUACCCAUACUCUAUCUCACCUUCAGUCCAUCACCAUCGUAUUCUUGAAAAUCAUCUUGACAAAUGUCAGCGCAGUGGUCAGUCAGGCUACUAGCCAGACUACGCAGGGCAUGAGUAACGGUCAUUCCAUGAACGGCUCUCACAAUCUCCUUUCCGAUGCAUCCAUCGAUGAGCUAGACAACAUUCGACUUCGCGAGAUCACCGGUAAAGCCGUGUCUGGAACUCUGUUACUUCUCCUUAAGUGGUUUAAGCGAUCUCAUAUCUUGAAAUUCGAAUACAUGACACAGCUGCUACUCGACUCCAACUAUAUCCCCUUGAUUCUCAAAAUGUUCGCACACCAAGACGUCGACCAAACGGUGGCAAAUAAGAAUGACCGGGAAGAUCUAUCUUUCUUCCAGUUCUGUCAAAACAACACGGACUUCCCCUUGGAAUCCGAUGAAAACUCCGGUGGCGACACCGAAAGUGAAGACGAAGCCAUGCCACCCCCAAUCUCCCGCCACCGCGACCCAACGGCAAACGGCAGUAUGGCAAGUCUCUCCGAAGAGGAAUCCCUAGCGGAUAUUUUCAACGGACCGACACGCCCCGAAGUCGACGAACUAGGCUACCCAACCGCGCCCCUCCCCAAAGAACCAAUCAAAGUAUUCUCCUUCCGCAACUUCUUCUCCGCCAUCAAUUACCUACACAUCAUGCAAAAGAUCACGCGCAACAAAGCCCACCGCUGCCUCUUACUAGUGCAGUACAAAUCAAGCAACAUUCUCCGCAAGGGCCUCAAGAUUCCAGACCCGUAUCUCCGCUUCUACACCCUCAAACUCUUCAAAUCCCAGGUCCCCUACUGCGGCCGCAAAUGGCGCCAGGGUAACAUGCGCGUCAUUACCGCUAUCUACCUGUACUGCCGCCCGGAGCUGCGCGACGACUGGCUCGCUGGCUCUGAUGUCGAUGCUGAGGUUGAUGAGGCUUUGCCGUUGGAACAGGCACUUCGUGGUCUUACGCACUGGUGGCAUCUGCGCCAGUACAAGGAUGUCAUGGGCGGUGAAGAGGGUGCGUCUAUGAUGGAGGAAGAGCGUGAUUUCUUUGUUCGAGAACUUGAGUCUAUGGGCUGGGGUGGUGCUGCUGAUGAGAUACUUAAUGGGACUUGCGAGGAGGAGGUCAGUGUUCCUGCGACGCAGGGCAACGAAUGGGACGGUGUACCGCUGCCUAUGGAGGGGUGGCCGUGA